Molecule: messenger RNA, 549 nt
Organism: Parnassius apollo (apollo)
Lineage: Eukaryota; Metazoa; Arthropoda; Insecta; Lepidoptera; Papilionidae
Source: the annotation of a GenBank genome assembly
AUGAAUAUGAUUUCUGUACAAAAAACUUUAAAAGCUACAAAACUACCAAUAAUAGAACUCGCACAAGAAUUCGGCUGCCAGGCCAAUGAAAUUGAACGUAUAGUUAUACAUCAACAUACCGACUGGGAAAAUAAAUGUUCAACUGUCGAAUUUUGGUUGGAGGUUCAUAAAUACAAAGACUCGGCGGAUAAUAAUCCAUUUUCGGAGUUAGCUUCUUUGGCCAUAUCUAUUCUUUCUUUGCCACACUCGAAUGCUGAGAUAGAACGAGUAUUCAGCCAAAUGAAUAUUGUAAAAACAAAAUUAAGAAAUCGUAUGUCACUACAUACUCUGAACUCGAUCCUACACAUCAGAAAUGGCCUUAAAAGACCAGGAAAAUGUUGGCAUUCCUAUAACGCUCCCGAACAUGUUUUAAAACAGAUUAGAGGGAUUAAAGAGUCGCUUGUGAUGCCAAUGACUAUUGCUUUUGAAGAUGGCCCUUCAACAUCACAAGCACAAGUACACGACGAAGCUGAUAUUGAUGAUCUACAAAUAUUAUUUGAUUUAUCUUGA